AUGUAUGCAAAGUAUGUAUACAAAUAUGCAAAGUAUGUAUACAAAUAUACAAAGUAUGGGUAUACAAAGUAUGAUGAGCCACAGGGACCACAGGGAGCCAUCAAGCAUCCAAAGCUCUGUAUGCAACCCGCAGCGGGUAGGGAUCUCGUAAUCAUCCACUGCCGAGACACGAUUACUGGAUCAGCCGUCUAA
This is a messenger RNA of Pseudogymnoascus destructans, 192 nucleotides long. RefSeq lists its product as uncharacterized. The coding region runs from base 1 to 192 and encodes 63 amino acids. NCBI's taxonomy places the organism in Eukaryota, Fungi, Ascomycota, Leotiomycetes, Thelebolales, Thelebolaceae. The transcript has 7 exons. The record is from RefSeq and is a predicted model, not a curated record.